CUUGCUGCAGGAGCACAUAGGGGAGGAACUGUAUGGGUGUGGUUACGACUAUACAACCCUCAAUGAAUUGAAACAUUCCUCAGCAGUGUGAUCAAACAGCGGCAGAAUGAACAGCGCAGUUGCAUAUCCCCCUGUCAACGCUCCUGCGGCCAACAUGUUCAGCGCGCCUGGCUAUGAAGGCACAGUGGCAGGAGGAGCUGCGUAUCCCCCUCUCACCGCUCCUGCGGCUAACAUGUUCGGCAACAUGCCUGGCUAUGAAGGCAUUGUGGCAGGAGGAGGAGGAUACCUGCCCCCUCCCAUGCCAGUGGAGCCUGUGGCCCCACCCCAACCCGGCCCUGCACCUGAGGACUGGAGCAUUCCCUCUCUGUCGGAGGAUGUGGCUCGUGAGGCGUUCGGGAGCUUUGUGUCAUCUCACUGCUGCUACAGUAGUGGUCCUGUCGAAGAUGGAGUCAUCACCAGCAUGGAGCCGUUCAACACCUACAGGUAUCGGUUGGAGACGUUCACUGAGUCCAGGUCAACUGAAUGUGCCGAGAAACCUCAUGAAGGUGAGCCGGCUGACUUCUACACCCAGCCCGCCCCCCGGCCCUGGGAGGUCCAAGCCACGGCUCCCAGCCUCUUCACCAAUCACACGGAGGAGAUCCGCGUGCCCUUCACCUCCUCCAUCAAGGAAUGCAACAGCUGCCAUGCCUCUGGGACAAUGCAGUGUGACAAGUGUCAUGGAAAUGGAAAUCAACCGUGCUGGGUCUGUAACGGCUCAGGGAUGAAGAGUGAUGAGCGCUGCACUACCUGUAAUGCUACUGGCAAAACAAGGUGUACAGAGUGCGAUGGUCAGGGAAAGAAGAAAUGUCAAACCUGUAAAGGAAAACGACAACUGCUGAGCUACAUCAAACUCAAAGUGGAGUGGACUAACCAUGUGGAGGACCAGCUGGUGGAGCAGAAAUCUGGUCUGAAGGCCAAUGAUCUUCACUCAGUUAGCGGGAAGGAGCUGUUUAAGAACAGCCAGUACCUGGUCUACCCGCUGCUCGGGUUCCCAAACCCGGCCAUCUCUGCGGCCUCUGAGCGUCUGGUCAAAGAGCACCAAGGCAAAUACGCCCAGUCCUCCAGGAUCCUGCAGCAGAGGCAGACAGUCGAGUUGAUCCCCAUCACUAAGGUGAACUAUAAGUGGAAAGGCAACUCUCACGUCUACUUCGUUUACGGCAACGAGCGCCGAGUCAAUGCCGACGAUUACCCAGCAACCUGCUGCUGUGUCAUCCUGUAAACACACACAAUUCCGACUGAACAACUUUUAACCGAUAACUGUAUACAUACCAGUAUGUGCCAUUUAACGUCCUCCGUAUUGCAUGGAAACCUCAUGUCAAAAAUAUUGCUGUUCAGAUGUCCUCCUGAAAUCUGGCAUCACGUUUAGUUAAAUGAAAUCUGUGAAAGACAGGAAAAUAUCAAAUUGUCCCAUCAAAUUGACAAGCAUAAGAAGAAGCA
This is a messenger RNA of Micropterus dolomieu (smallmouth bass), 1476 nucleotides long. RefSeq names its product protein SSUH2 homolog. NCBI's taxonomy places the organism in Eukaryota, Metazoa, Chordata, Actinopteri, Centrarchiformes, Centrarchidae. Gene Ontology annotation, molecular function: heat shock protein binding. The transcript has 13 exons. The record is from RefSeq and is a predicted model, not a curated record. The coding region runs from base 107 to 1258 and encodes 383 amino acids.